AUGUUUCUCAAACCCAUUUUUGGAUUAUCCCGACCAAAACUUUACUCUUCAAUUAACAAACACAGUCGAUCUCUGAGACCAAGCAUCAAAAUUGGCAAAGACCGAUUUCAAUUGAGCAUAGACGUUCACCAUUUCAGGAAAGACGAAUUGAGCGUGAAAGCUCAUCCUGACUACGUGGUUAUUCAAGGCAAGCACGAGAAAGAUACUGAACAAGGGUACAUUCUGCGUCAGUUUAUAAGAAAAUUCAAACUCCCCGAUGGAUGCAUACCUUCGAAGAUUAAGUGUAAGAUAUCUCCCGAUGGUAUGAUGACCAUAACAGCUCCCAGAUCUUUCAAAGAUUCUUCUACCCCUGUUGAAAGUAUUACCGUUCCUAUAUGUUUUGGGCCUUCUGAAGUUAAGGAAGAGAAAGAAGAAUUUCCUAAGCCGCCACCAAAGAAGUAUAACAAUCCCUGUGAUGAUUUUGAACACGUGAAACCGAGGGAAAGAUAA
This is a messenger RNA of Helicoverpa armigera (cotton bollworm), 489 nucleotides long. Its product is annotated as alpha-crystallin A chain. Gene Ontology annotation, cellular component: cytoplasm; nucleus. The transcript has a single exon. NCBI's taxonomy places the organism in Eukaryota, Metazoa, Arthropoda, Insecta, Lepidoptera, Noctuidae. The coding region runs from base 1 to 489 and encodes 162 amino acids. Gene Ontology annotation, biological process: response to heat; protein refolding. The record is from RefSeq and is a predicted model, not a curated record.